GUCAUCUUCAAUGAGAUGUCAUUAGACACUGCUUUAACCUACGAUAAAAACAGAGACUGCAUCAAUGGCUUUGUAGAGUUAAAUGAAAAGCAGAGCCAGUUUGCCGACCAUGCACUUGUUUUCAUGCUCAGAGGAGCGGUGUACAAGUGGCAGCAACCCAUUGCCUUUUAUUAUUGUCAGGGGGCCACAUCAGGGACUGAUCUUAAAAAAAUUCUAAGAGAUGUUGUGGCUGUUCUCGUGGAAUGUGGUCUGAAGCCUAUUUGUGUAAUUUGUGAUCAAGGCACAUCUUUCCAAGCAGCCUUGAAAAGCUUUAGAGAGGACACUAAGCGUGAUCAAAUACUUUCAGAUCAAGAACCAGAUGGCUCAGUUACUAUCAGCGGCGUUAACCUGAGCAUUAUUUAUGACCCGUCACAUUUGAUUAAAGGAAUUAGAAAUAAUUUCUUGAAUAAGAACAUAGUCAUGGAUGGUAAAACAUCCAAGUGGACUGAUAUUGUGGAUGUCUAUGAAACUGACUGUAAACACACAGAGUCUAGACUCCUUCAUAAAUUGAAUGACCAACAUGUCAUUCCUGAAAAAAUCAAGAAGAUGAAAGUGAAGAACUGUGUCAAAGUGCUGAGUUCAACAGUAUCUGCAGCUUUGUCUUAUACAGCUCAAUUUUCACACUAUGCGGAUGGCAGGCCUGUUAGUGGCACGAUAAAGAAUACUGCUGAAACAGUACUGUUUUUCGACAGACUUUUUGAUAGCGUGAAUGGAGCAGGAUCUGCAAAAGAAGCCAGAGGGAAAUUAAGAACUGUAGUAACAAAAAAAUCACCACACCAUAAAUUUUGGCCAGAAGCCAUUAGGAAAUUGGAAAAUUUGAAAUUUGUUGAUUCUGUAGGGAAGGAAAAAUCGGUGCCCUCAGUAAAAAACUUUAUUAUAACCUUAAAAAGUUAUAUGAGGCUGUGGCAAAUUUUGCAUGGACAAGAUAUAAAAGUGAUGCGGCCCAGAUAUUUUAAUUCUGAUCCAAUCGAAAAUUUUUUUGGUCAGGUAAGGGCCUACAAUUAUAGGAAUAAUGAUCCUAAUUGCCACAGCUUCAAUUGUACAUUCAAAUCAUUAUUGAUUACCAGAUUUAUAAAAUUUCACAGUGAAAACUUCAACUGUGAGAAUGACCCGGCAGAUCAAGUUUUGAACCAACAGGUUUUAUUUGAUGAAAAAUAAAGUAAUGAAUCAAGGCCGGGUGAUUCUCCAAGUGAAAAAAAUAUUGAAGUGAUUGUGGAGCAGGCCCGACGAGAAAGAAUGAAUAUUCAAUUCACUCGCGGGCCUACACUGCUGGAUGGGUAGUAAAAAAUUUUUUUAGUAAAUUUAAAAUUAGUUGUAACAAUUGUAAUAACUCAAUGACUUCUGAAAGAGGCGAUAUUCAUGACUGGAUAAGUCAUAGAGAGUACAAUAAAGCAAGAAAAGUAUUGAAAUACCCAUCCGAAGCAGCAGUAAGGUGUUUUGGUACAGUCGUAAGGGAAACAAAUGAAUACUUAGAAAUAAAUGCUCAUAACAAUCAAGUAGCUAAAAAAAUCAGCGACCAUAUAUUUGCUAAGUAUUCAUUUGAUUUCAUGGACUGUACUGAACACAAAUCAGUGCUCCUGACACACUUUAUUGUUUUGACUGUGAGGUUCACAAUAAUGAAUUGGUGUAACAUAUUAAAUAAAAUUUUGAAGGGCACCGACGUUUCAAGACUGCAAGAAAAAGAUUUGCCUGUGAUGCAAAAGAAAGCAUACGAAAAAUACAAAAAGAAAUUAAAAAAUAAAUCAUUUAAUAAAUAA
Messenger RNA from Helicoverpa armigera (cotton bollworm), 1796 nucleotides. RefSeq lists its product as uncharacterized. The record is from RefSeq and is a predicted model, not a curated record. NCBI's taxonomy places the organism in Eukaryota, Metazoa, Arthropoda, Insecta, Lepidoptera, Noctuidae. The transcript has 4 exons. The coding region runs from base 16 to 1197 and encodes 393 amino acids.